This is a messenger RNA of Actinia tenebrosa (Australian red waratah sea anemone), 860 nucleotides long. RefSeq lists its product as uncharacterized. Lineage: Eukaryota; Metazoa; Cnidaria; Anthozoa; Actiniaria; Actiniidae. The record is from RefSeq and is a predicted model, not a curated record.
AAACCCUCCAAUAUUUGCAUAGACUAAAUCAUUGUGUAAAGCAGAAAGGAGCUUUAUUCUCAUUCACAGCUUCGACAAGCAGGACGAAAUUAAAUAACCUACGACUUUGAAGUCCUAUUUGCAUGAGAAGAAAAGUGGCUUCCCUGAUAAUGAAGGCUUUCGUGGUAACUCUCCUGGUGACAGCGGUGUUUUCUUAUCCAAGUCACGAUAAUGAUGAAGAACUGAAUAUAGAGCGUAGAGGGCGUGCUACAUGUGGAAGCGUUAGCUACGACCCAAGGUUUGACGUGUGCUGCGCAGGAAAGGUCCUUUGGAAGGGCAUUAACAAGUAUGCCUGCUGUGGCUCGGCCAAUUAUGACCCAAGGUCUGACGUGUGUUGCGCUGGAAGGAUCCUUUGGAAGGGCAUUAACAAUUAUGCCUGCUGUGGCUCGGCCAAUUAUGACCCAAGGUCUGACGUGUGUUGCGCUGGAAGGAUCCUUUGGAAGGGCAUUAACAAGUAUGCCUGCUGUGGCUCGGCCAAUUAUGACCCAAGGUCUGACGUGUGUUGUGCUGGAAAGAUCCUUUGGAAGGGCAUUAACAAGUAUGCCUGCUGUGGCUCGGCCAAUUAUGACCCAAGGUCUGACGUGUGCUGUGCUGGAAGGAUCCUUUGGAAGGGCAUUAACAAGUAUGCCUGCUGUGGCUCCGUCAAUUAUGACCCAAGAUGGAACUCAUGUUGCAAUGGAAGGUUGUGCUGAAGCUGAGGUCUUGGAAAGUUCUUUUUAGUUCAGUAAAGUAAAAGUAAAGAUGAACUAAGCUAGAAAAGGAAUAUGGUGAUUGAUGUGAACUUAUACUAAUGAAUAAAUAAAUGAUGUCCAGGUGUGAAA